Strongylus vulgaris is the source of this 354-nucleotide messenger RNA. NCBI's taxonomy places the organism in Eukaryota, Metazoa, Nematoda, Chromadorea, Rhabditida, Strongylidae. The record is from the annotation of a GenBank genome assembly.
AUGCGAGUGGGUGCAGGACAUAUGUUCACUGCCUUCUGGAACCUACUGCUCUUCUGUUCAGAAAGCCAUCCAUAUCGAGUGCUACCUCAUCCUACUGUUGUGUCUAAAUUUUGUCUGGGGUGGAGACUUUCAGGCGCCGAAGGCGAAGGCGCUGAGAAUGGUAAGGAGACAACGGUUAAAGGAUCAGAUCCUGAAGCGACAAAGGACGGAUCAGAUAAUGAAGUGCCAAAGGAUGGACCACAACCUACUGAAGCGCCAGCGGGCGAUUCAUCUCCUACAGCUCAAAAAGGAUCGAGCAGAAUGGAGAAACCGAUUAUGCCAACACUAGUGGCACUUGGAUUGGCUUUUCUUUGA